GCGACCCCAUGACAAGUUAUCACCGCUCAAGCACUCGACAAUUCAUAUUUACUAGGGCAUCUGCGAAGUACCCUGAUAAGCAGCUUUUAUCCGAAUGACAGAAAAUUAUAUUGCACUUUUUCCCUCGCUGAUUACAUGAUAGACAAGGUUCAAGCGCCAAGUAGGCAUUUUAUCCACCAGCCGCUAUCAGUGGUCAUGUCCCCAUAAAUCUUCCUGCGCGACAUUCUUAAAUCAGGUUUUUGUCCUUCGCUUGUCCUCUUUGACCGGUCUCAUAAGCAACUACGGCGGUUGUCGCGAAACUUUACCACACCAACUCCCGAUCAUUUUCAGUGUCAACACAUGGAUCCCCCAAGGUCUAACACGACAGUUCGAGUAGCCACGGAUCUAGGUCCUGCGAGUCAAUUUGCAAACUCGCCCAUGACUGUUAUCGAGCUGAAGGGCCGGACACCUCAAGAAAAGGGCGAGCAUUAUCUACAAUUAUCACUGGCAGCCUUGAAAGAGCUCGCCGGCUUGUUGGAAGAACCGCGCCUCUCAGCAACUGACAAAGCUACCUACCAUGAAGCCUACAUGUCUAAUAGAGAUCGAUAUGAUGACCUGGUAGGACUCAGAGACCAAAUCUUGGCACAGAGGAAAUCUUUUCGCAAGUUCAUUGUAAACCUUUUCGUUCGCGAGUCGGAUGCCAAGCGUUUUCAUAAAUUCACAUAUCGGAAUUAUGCGGCUAUCAAAAGAACUUCGGAAGACCUGACCAGACGAUUGCUGCCGGGUACGGAAGAUAUCUUUGCUUCAGGAAGCCCAGGAGGGUCCGCACAAGGCGAUGUUUCUUUUUCUGAGGAGAGUCCGCGUGAUGUGGUAGGAGGCAAUAUUUUGGUUAGAGAUCUUCCUCCGAACGAAACUAUCCGAGGCAUUAAUAUGGAUGUACAAACUGAACAAGAAGCCAACGACGUCCUUGCGAUGCUGAAUCAAAUCGCAAUCUCCGGAGGAGAAGAAGACGAAGAUGAUACUCAAACCAUCAGACCCUCGACCUCACAGAGCAGACCACCGUCUCCUAGCCCAAGCUUCACAAUCAAUGUUUACAAUGAUUAUUCCAGCCAUUAUAACCACAGCGUGGUGUCUCUUGAUUCAGAAAUGAACGGAAUAACCAUUAACAGUGGGGUGAAUGGAGGCGUCGGUUCUCAUCUGAAUUCUGCUGAUACCAAUCAGCACAUCUUUCCCUAGCUUUCGUCGACCUUAAGCGAGCGCUCUCAUUGGUGGAGAGGACUACUGGCCUGAGUGUAGGAUAGAGGUUACUGGCCUAGUCCAAACGGGGAGUGCAGUUUGGAUCAAACUGGCGCGCUUAACUUUGUAGAU
This is a messenger RNA of Suillus paluster, 1347 nucleotides long. RefSeq lists its product as uncharacterized. The record is from RefSeq and is a predicted model, not a curated record. The transcript has 9 exons. The coding region runs from base 340 to 1215 and encodes 291 amino acids. Lineage: Eukaryota; Fungi; Basidiomycota; Agaricomycetes; Boletales; Suillaceae.